AUGUGCGGCAUCUAUGCUGUCAUUUACACAGCUGGACAAUGUCCCAUCCCGUCUGCCACCCUACAACGUCGCCUCCAGAAUCGCGGCCCCGAUCACCUGGGCACGGUCACGACCGGCCUGGGCGGAAAUGACGCGAUAUCGUUGUCAUUCACUUCGACGGUGCUUUCUUUGCGAGGGGAUCAUGUCACAAAACAGCCGCUCGUCGACGACACCACCGGCUCUGUGCUCUGCUGGAACGGAGAAGCAUGGGAGCUCGACCGGCAGACAGUCCAAGGUAAUGACAGUGAGGCUGUUCUGUCCUUGCUGAGCGUGGCGAGUCACCGUUCCUUGAAGGAUGAUGGAAGAGGCGUGCUUGACGCGCUUCGUGGAAUCCGUGGCCCCUUUUCUUUCAUUUAUUUUGACAAGCCCGCGAAGCGUCUGUACUAUGGGCGAGAUCGUUUAGGACGGCGGUCCUUGCUGGUCCAGCCUGGAAGCCCGUUUCUUCUGGCGAGCAUAUCUGACUCUCUCAACUCUGGAUGGAGUGAAGUUGAAGCAGAUGGGAUAUACACCCUACAGUUCAGCCACGAGGCUGUUGCACUGGAGGACCUGGUUCACGCCAAGCACGACUGGGUCGAGAAUACCUCGCUAGUAUCAGGAAUCGGCGCCUUCAACAGCUCGAUUCCGCUCGAACCCUUCCACCUCACCUCGCAGUCUGGCGUCGUGGCCCAGCUCCGCCAGCUUCUCACCGAGUCCUUGCAGCUGCGAGUGCUCCAGGUACCCAUACCGCCCAAGGCUUCAUCCACGGAUGCCAGAAUAGCCGUCUUGUUCUCCGGGGGGCUGGAUUGCACCGUCCUGGCUCGUCUCGCAAGUCAUGUACUGCCGCCGGACCAGCCCAUCGACCUGAUCAAUGUUGCCUUUGAGAAUCCUAGACUUGCAGCCCAGAACAAGGGUGCCUCUCAAGAUGAACUGUUCGCAUCGUGUCCAGAUCGAAUCACCGCAAGAAAGUCGUUUGCUGAAUUGCUCGCUGUUUGUCCCUCGCGCAAGUGGCGUUUGGUCGUCGUAAACGUACCAUUCUCGCUAGCCACAGAACAUCGCGCCGAAGUCAUUGACCUCAUGCAUCCUCACAACACGGAAAUGGACCUCUCCAUCGCCUUUGCCCUCUACUUUGCCGCGAGGGGCUCCGGGCUUGGCCAGACCAGACUGGUUACACAGCCAGAGCCGUACGAGAGCACCGCUCGGGUGCUCAUUUCUGGUCUGGGCGCAGACGAACUCUUUGGAGGCUACGUCCGGCACCAGAAAGCAUUCAACCUCCGCGGUCACGCUGGACUCGUUGACGAGCUCAGACUCGAUCUAAAACGUUUGGGCAAAAGAAAUCUCGGACGGGACGACAGGGUGAUGGCUACCUGGAAGCGAGAAGUGCGCUUUCCCUACCUCGAUGAAUCAUUGGUAAAAUGGGCUAUGGAGCUCCCUGUCUCCCAUAAAUGCGGGUUUACAAACGACGGCGUGGACGACAGCUGCAAUGGGACACCUGAGCCGGGAAAGCGGGUGCUGCGUUUGCUUGCCGAAGAGCUAGGCAUGAACGUCGUGGCAAGGGAGAAGAAACGUGCCAUUCAAUUCGGUGCUAGAACAGCCAAGAUGGAGAACGGCAAGGUCAAGGGGACCACUCUCAUAUGCCCAUGA
This is a messenger RNA of Metarhizium album ARSEF 1941, 1659 nucleotides long. Its product is annotated as asparagine synthetase domain containing protein 1. Lineage: Eukaryota; Fungi; Ascomycota; Sordariomycetes; Hypocreales; Clavicipitaceae. The coding region runs from base 1 to 1659 and encodes 552 amino acids. The transcript is spliced from 4 exons. Gene Ontology annotation, molecular function: asparagine synthase (glutamine-hydrolyzing) activity. The record is from RefSeq and is a predicted model, not a curated record.